Messenger RNA from Venustampulla echinocandica, 993 nucleotides. RefSeq lists its product as uncharacterized. The record is from RefSeq and is a predicted model, not a curated record. The coding region runs from base 1 to 993 and encodes 330 amino acids. Lineage: Eukaryota; Fungi; Ascomycota; Leotiomycetes; Helotiales; Pleuroascaceae. The transcript is spliced from 4 exons.
AUGCAGGCCGGCGGCGGCGAGCGGUGUAGAGUUGAGUGGGAGACUUGGGUGAGAGUGAGCGUGAGCGUGAGCGUCAUGGAACGGGGCGGAGAGCAGCGGAGGGAUCUCAGUGAAUGGAUGCAGAGUGCGAGUGCGAGUCGUACCACGCCAGAUACCAACCAUCACGAUCCAGAGCCAUCCAGUGGUGGAAGCGGAAAUGAGAAUGAGAAUGAGAGUGAGGCUGUCCGGUAUAGGCGCCUACGAGUCCUGCGACGAGUGUGCCAACCACCACCACCACCAUCAUCACCACCACCAAUGCCACCAAACGCCCCCACGCUGCCAGCCCUGUGGCCCACUCCUCUGGAGUCCUGGGUCCUGGGUCCUGGGGCCACAGGGAAUACCAGGGAAUACCAGGGGAUACCAGAAUUACCAGAAUUACCACAAUUAGCUCACACAAGAACAGAAUCGCCAUUCAGCGGGGGCCGGACCGAUGGGGAGUUUCAUGUCCUGAUUGGGGGAGGAGAUCAGUCCAUCGUCUGGAGACUACCGCCAGGACAGUCCGAGUCAGCAUUAUCAAGAAAAGAGUCGCAUCCUCCACAGAGUCAUAGUCGUCGUCAUCGUCAUCAUAUCAUAUCAUCAUCAUCGCUAUUAUCACCAUCAUCCCGAUCAAACAGAGCGCAGUGCAGUGCAGAGUACCACUACGGCCUUACGUACGAAGCAGGCAGAAGCACCGCUGGCCACGUGCAUCAGUUUUCCCCUCCUCCUUCCAAUGUUUCCAUGCAUCACACUGCGCCCGGCCCUGCGCCGCCCCUCUUCCUGCUUCUGCUCUACACCGAUGCAGACACCGAUCCAGAUGCAGAUGCAGACGCAGACGCAGAUGCAGAUGGAAGCCCCAGAUGGAAGACGCAGACCCUUCUCAACUCCCGAAGUACAGUACUUGGAUCACUUUUGAUGUACCUGCAAAGUCUAUCUGCACAGUUACAGUACAAACCGUGCUGCAUGCUUCCGAGCUGA